UUUUUUUAUUUUGUUUUGAAUGAUAGCAAGACCCAAGAUGGUUGAAGAAGUCAAAAGACCAUUUAAAAUGUGUUGCUUCUCACGUAUUGGCCAAUUUUCAACCAUCCAUCCAUUUUCCGUACUGCGUUAUCCUCACAGGGGUCGUGGGCGUGCUGGAGCCUAUCCCAUCUAUCUUCGGGCGAGAGGCGGGUUACACCCUGAACUGGUCGCCAGCCAAUCGCAGGGCACAUAGAAACAAACAACCAAAUCAAUUCUGAACCCGGCCUCUUUCGUAUGUGGCUAUAAAUCAGAUAUGUAUCCGAUGCGAGAGCAGUCUGAACGUUGCAGUCGCACUCAUCCAACCUUCAUCAUCAAAAGGUGAAAACAGUUACAAUAGUUUGACAAAAUAUACAAAACAACGGCAGACCAACAGAAAGCAGUCAGUGGCGAAAAGAGGAUGCUUUACAACUGAUGAAUAUAUGGGGGAACCAGUCAGCUCCACCAGAAAAUCCUUGAAAUUGCCAGAAAUGCGUUAUGAGAGGAACACAUGGGACCAUAUUUACUUCCGUGAACAAAAUCACAAUUUUCAUCCAUUCAUCUUUCAAGGCAAGAACCCCAUUGGUUUUGAAUGCAAUCUGGACACGGUGAUGGCCAUUGUAGUUUGGUUCAAAAGCGAAAUCGAAACAUGUUUGUCUUCACCUCUCCAACCAGUCAUCAAUUUGUAACCUUCGGGUAUUGUUGUGCUACAUCAGAGCAAGAACCCGAUUGGUUAUGACUAAUAACUGCCAAAAAGAUGGCACAAGUACUUCAGUAAAAAGGGAACUUUGCAAAUGUUGUUGUCACCUUUCAACUGGUCAAACUUAAUUGUGUUCACACUCUCAGGAAUUGCCGUUUUUUUUAACUGAGCAAGAAUAAUAUUGGUUUUGCAUUUUAAGUAGUUUUGAUUUUGUUUUUAGUAAAAAUAUGACAACGUACUUGUGUAUUUGUACAUGUAUCCGAUUUCCGUAUGCGUUGUCCAGUCAAGAUUACCUACUUAUCGGGGUUGUUGCUCUAUAUCGUAAAAAUAAUCCUAUUGGUUUUGUGUGUUGACUGGAGCAAAGAUGGUUGACCCAGUUUUUGUCAAAAGUGAAUCGACAGUUCUUAUCUGAAUUUCAUUUCUCAUUUGAGCGACACGUCGUCAUCUGUCCUUUAACGUGUGCCAAUUGUUCAUUGGCAGAACUGAUACGUACACAUAGAUCCGAGGCGUGGAGUCCAUCUCUGACCCAUUUAUGAGGAGUUUGUGAGACUCGGAUGACCAAUGAGAAGAAUGUUCUCAGAAGAAACAUCCGCAUACGUUCUGUGAAGGCGUGCGUUUGUGUAUGCAUUCUUCAUGGGACAAAAUGCUUACUGUACGGUGUUUCAAUCUCCUUUUUGAGAAAAGCAGCUGAUCUAAAGCACUGCUGUUAUCCCCAAUAAAGCCACGUGAGCUGCCCAUGUAAGUCACAUGCAAACUCGGGGCCCCCGGGGGCCAAAUCGUGCCUGUUUCAGGACGAUUUUAUAGCGACCGAGGCACAGUGGAAGUGUGUCACCGGGCCCCUGAUGAAGAUGAUGAAAAGAGGUGUUGUCCUUCGACUAAGGCGGGGGGGGGGGGGGGGGGGGGGGGUUCCCGUUCACAUGACAUGGCUGUGACCAUGUGCCGGGGCGAUGGCUGUUUGUGGAGUAUGUGCGAGUUGACUGCCGGACUGUUCGAGAGGCAGCAGACCUUCUCUGGGUCCACCGCAGCAUCCUGGAUGAUGGGAAACUGAAUAUGAGGAUGUGAGAGCGAGUGUGAGGUGAAAGGGAUCCCCAGACGUUCAAAACAAGAAUUUGCUGGGAUUAUCCGGCGUUGAUCCUCCAUGGGCUCGUGGUUCUCCAAGUUCUGCAUGCAGUGUUUCUGCUGCUGCUGUCCUGCCGACGAUGACGGAGACGACAGCGAGAAGCAGCCCUUAGUGGGGACUCCGGAUCCGUUGGAGUAUUUCAACCGCGAGGUGCAGAAGCGCCGCGACGAGGAGGCCAACCUGUGGAGCGAGCCGGGGGACCCCAGCCACACGGAGCGGGAUGACGACCGGACGCUUCACGUACUGCUGCAGGCCCGCAACAAGACCCGCAUGGGUUCCACGGGCUACCGCCGGUUGAGCGUGGACAUUGAGGCCAUGCGAGACACCCGUAGGGAAGUCCGGGAUAAGUGGAAAACCAUCUUGGAGAACCUCGGCUUCAUGGCUGAGGCCGACUCGCUUCUGACCGUGUCGGCCGGCGCCUCGCUGGACCGCAUGCGCAACGCUGCCGCCGCGCGCUCUCUGCUGCAGACGCUCCACUCCGAGACGUCGCUCUUCAGCAGCAGGGAACCGCCGCCGGAGAGAUAUCUCUUCAUCCUGGAUCGCUUGCUGUACCUGGACAUCGCCGAAGACUUUGUGUCCAAGGCCAAGCGCUUCUACCCGCCUCGGGACGACUCUGACGAGGACGGCCCAUUAUGCGCCAUCAACCUGCCUCUGCUGCUGGCCCGCGUGGACGCCAUGAACGGCUGCCCCGACGACAAUAGCGUGGAGAGUGUAGAGAAGCCUUGAACGGCUGCAGUAGCUCCAGACUCCCGGCUGGGGCCGGCAGACGUCAAGGUUAGCUGUUCUCCGCAAGGUUGUUGAGAAGCUUGAACGUGUCCUAUGAGUGUCACACAUCACAUGACUAGACAACAAGUUGCCUAUCCAGACUGCUGACUCACUUAAGUAUGUUUGGAGAAUAGCAAGCGGUCAAGUGUUUGUCCCAACCCCCUUUUCCAAUCCCCCUUCAGUCACGCUUCUCUCUGUAUGUAUCCUGUCGACAAUGAUAACGAAUAAAGUUGCAAGCCUGCGGACUCAA
Phyllopteryx taeniolatus (common seadragon) is the source of this 2850-nucleotide messenger RNA. It is a transcript of the gene mreg, whose product is annotated as melanoregulin. Lineage: Eukaryota; Metazoa; Chordata; Actinopteri; Syngnathiformes; Syngnathidae. Gene Ontology annotation, cellular component: melanosome. Bases 1854 to 2561 code for a protein of 235 amino acids. The record is from RefSeq and is a predicted model, not a curated record. Gene Ontology annotation, biological process: melanosome transport. The transcript has 6 exons.